Molecule: messenger RNA, 342 nt
Organism: Zychaea mexicana
Lineage: Eukaryota; Fungi; Mucoromycota; Mucoromycetes; Mucorales; Lichtheimiaceae
Exons: 1
Coding region: 1-342 (113 amino acids)
Source: RefSeq, a predicted model, not a curated record
AUGAAAGAAAACGCGGAUCCUCGUCAGUCUCUACUGUCCUUCGGCAGACAAGGAGAACAGCAUAGUGAUACUUCAUAUAGCAGCACUGCGCCAGUCUCUCGCAAUGUCACAGAUAAGGAAACAGAAAGCUCUCUAUUUCUAGCCGUGUUUGAUACAGAUAGCCAUGAAGCCCAAGUUGCUUCAAGGGGGUACACCAGUACGGUGACGAGUGGUUAUAUCCAUCCAGCACUUUCUUUGACAGAAAUGGCUUUAGCAUCUGCGCCUACUGAAGAUAUGGACGAAUUUGUGGAUGAGAUGGAAGACUCUAAAGGCAGUAGUGAUGACGAAGGCAACGAAGAUUAA